AUGAACUAAAAUCAAAACUUUUAUAUAUCAAUAAAGUUCAAACAAAAAAAGAUCGAUUUAAUAGAAGUACAAGAUAAAACAGAUGCUGCUUAAUUAGCCAUAGAAUUUUGUUAACAACACCCAGAAUAUUUGGAAUACAGGUACCGAUUGAUGAAAGUAAUUGAAGCUAUAAUUUUACUUCAUAAAUUUAAAUGA
Messenger RNA from Paramecium sonneborni, 195 nucleotides. The record is from the annotation of a GenBank genome assembly. Lineage: Eukaryota; Ciliophora; Oligohymenophorea; Peniculida; Parameciidae.